GAGCUGAGGAGCUCUCACCAGGAAGCUGACUUACCCUAAACCACGCCGCUAUUUCUCGUCACACUACAUUUGGGUCUGCUGUCACUGCUGCCUCCGGAUGAGAUAGACCCAGUUGCCACGACUAAUUUGGCCUGUACGUGCAGUGGUCUCAGGUCACCUCUUGAAGUUUGGUUUUUGUUGGUUUUUUUUUUCAUCUCAGUAACAUCAGUGUUCUAAUCUACUAAAAUAGAAGUCCAUCUGAAAAAGCCAAGAGAACAGAACGCCACUCUUCUAUUUUUCUUCUCCUGUCUCGUCUAGAGUAGUUGACUUCCGUAACGUUUAUUUCCAACAGCCGCUUUCAGCUUCCUGCGCCUGCCAUUGUUUCCAGCUGUGGAUGGUGUGGGAGUGCAGCUGUGGCAUCUGGAGGAAGCCAGCUUUAACACGGGAUCUAUCGUGAAGAAAAUACUUGCAGAGGAAAAAGAAAAGUCAUUUGACUCACUGAAGAAUUAAAACCGACAGCACCACAGAGCCGUGUGGGAGAAAAGGGGAUUUUGGACUCAAGUGACACAAUCAAGUCUUGAGAAGUAAAGAGAUUUGGAUGGUUUCUCACCAAAUGGAAGUUAUCUAGAAAGCCUCAGAGACCACUGCAUCUCUCCAUCCCACUCCUGCUGCGCCAAGACAGUGCUUUUGGCCCUGGACAUUAAUAAAAUGCUGGAUUCAAUCAAGUGUGUCCUGGUGGGAGACUCCGCAGUGGGGAAAACAUCUCUCUUGGUACGUUUCACCUCUGAGACUUUUCCAGAUGACUACAGACCCACUGUAUAUGAAAAUACCGGAGUGGACGUCUUCAUGGAUGGUGUACAGAUUAGCCUAGGUCUUUGGGACACAUCUGGCAGCGAUGCCUUCAAAGGCAUUCGCCCCCUCUCAUACCAACAGGCAGACGUGGUAUUAAUGUGCUACUCGGUGGCGAACCACAAUUCCUUUCUAAACCUGAGGAACAAAUGGAUCGGCGAGAUCCGCAGCCAUUUGCCCCGCAUCCCCGUUUUGGUAGUGGCUACUCAGACUGACCAGCGCGAGACGGGGCCUUACCGUUCCUCCUGCAUCAACUCAAUAGACGGGAAGCGUCUUGCCCAGGACGUGCGAGCCAAAGGCUACUUGGAGUGCUCUGCCCUCAGCAACCGAGGGGUGCAGCAGGUGUUUGAGUACGCCGUGCGGACAGCAGUCAAUCAAGCCAAAAGGCAGAACAGGCGGAAGCUGUUCUCCAUUAACGAGUGCAAGAUCUUUUGAGGACCGUUGGCAGCGGGUUUGCUCGUGUUCGUUCUUUCUGUCUUUGCACAAAGAUACUGUGGCAGAGAGGAUGGGAGGUGAAUCAAAGGAGGACUCCUGGCUGGACCACAGUGCAGGUGCCCCCAUUGAGACAGAUGUGCACUCUAUCUGAUCUGCUCCCCCAGCACACAUGGGCACAAUCUUUAAAAACAAAAGGUGCAGGUACAUACCCUUAUUCACAAACUUGUGUUUGGACUUUGCUAGCCUGGACUGGAGCAGGCCUAGUCUGGAGAUCUUCAGAUAAUAGCUGUACUGAUUUUGUUGUUGUUGAUGAUGAUGUUCCUCAGUUGUUGGUUUGUCUGCACUUAUUUAAUAACAAACUUCUGCCUGGAUCAACCCCCACCUCUUGACAUGUCUGUCCAUGUGGAUAUUUUUUUUUUUUACUUUAAGAACUUUUUGUAUAAAAUCUGACCACUGUGUGUUCUAUUUAAAAGGCUUUUGUAUACGUUGUUGUAAAAUCCUAACGUUUUUUUUCAUGUUUUGGAGGUUCUUCCUUUAGCUAACCACAGAAAUAAAUUGUCCUAUCCAUAUAAUAAAUGGCCUGCAGGCAAGCUGAGCACUUCUUACACAUGCCUGAGUCACUGCAUAACAGUAAUCAAAUCCAGUACGUCCAGUAUAGGAGUGAUCAGAACUUAGUGACAUUUGACAGCUGUCCUGUGGCUUUGUGAGAUUUGUUAUCUUAGUCUUGUUCCUCAGCAAUAUGGUCAAAUAUGGGACAAACCAGGAGGAAACUAGCCUGAUUCUUUCUAGACCUCACCUGGUUACAACCCCAGAAGGGCUGGCUUGCAGUCAGGGCUGGUUUAGACAUAUGGUUUGGGUGGCAGAGAUGAAUCUGUGCUAUCAUCAUCUCUGUUGUCCCUUCUGUAAUUCUGGAGGCAAAAGGUUUCAGUCUGCAGGGAUGAAAGGUAUUUUUUCGUGAGCACUAAAAUUCUUACAUACUUUUAGUACACUUCUUUGAAACAAUGGUUUUAGUGAAACCAGUCACCCACUAUAGUAAAAGAAUUAAGUACAUGGCAAAGUUGAAUGUGCUUAUUUAGAAUGGCUAAAUAACAAUUUUUUUUGAGUUUGCAUACUAAGUAUAACUGCCUGAGUCGUAUCAAAAUAAGACUGAAACAGGCUUUGCAUCCUGGGGAGCCUGGCAAGUCUAAGAGUCAAAUCCUGACGUACCUACUUGGGCCAUGUUGCCCUCAUGCAUAGAAAACCAGGCUAAGGAGGUGGAAACUCCAGGUGUGUAAGAGACCUCUGCUGUAAGAUGUAGAGGGGUUAACACGCACUGCUGUACUUUCCUCCUGAGUUGUGGUGUUCCCCUCCUCGUCAGGUUAUCUGUCCCCUCUGUCCCGCACCAUCUUAGAUCUUGCAGAUCUGUCUCAUCCCAAGGUUUCUGCUGCCCGUAGAAGAAAGCCCCUGGGGGAUUUCUUAGUGCAACAAGAUUUUUAUUCUUCUAUUCCCUGUCCUUCAGCUAGCUCAGAACUGACCUUUGAGAGGCUUAUAGCAUGGUGCCAUAAAAGAUGGUACAUAGCACAGUAGGAUGAUUCUCUCUCCUCAUGGAUCCUAAGAGAAUGACCUCUGUCUGUUUUGACUGAGCUCCAACUCAUGUGUUUCAACAGGAUGCAGCAGCUUGUCUCAUUCAAAUCCAAGGUGGGACUUCAGGAGUUACCCUACUAAGCAAGUGAGCUAUAGAUCAGACCUCAUCUAUCUAUAGUUUGUUCCUGAAAGACUUGUUGGGUGCUCUUCUCCAUCCUCUGUUCUAGCUCUGAGCUCCUCUAUAAAGAGACAUUCCAAAUGAAAUCAUUCCCCUCCUUUGAAUCCCGGAGAUGAUCUCACUUGUGAGGUAGGUGAGCGAGUAUUUGCAUUGCGAGCACCUUGAAUAGCAGUGGUGCAUGGGACACUCGAUGUUGUGAUCAUUCCUCCAGCUCCCAGGCUGGUGAAUAUUUACCACUCAUCAACCUGACUCUAAGGGAGGCUUCUGGUCAUAAAAACAGACUAGUCUCAUGUGAGGUUUUCAUAUCAGCUUUAAAUCUUCACAAGCUUCUGCACCCGAGCACACGAGCCGAGGGCUCCCAUCACCGCCCAUCUUUUCUGUACUCUUCUCUUUCCUGCUUCUCUUUCUCUCCACGCGUUGGUUGCAAAUCCUUUGCCCCCUGGAACACUAAACCCGACAUAUUUGUAAAAGAACCUGAAUGGCGUGAUACUUAUGCGGAGUUAUACAAGUGAAAAACCUUUUGGCUUUUGGAAGAAAUACGUUUCUACAUCUCAACUCUUGCAAUGCCUCUUCACUGAAAGUUCUGGUUUUUUGUAACCCUAAUUUAAAAGUAGCCGUUGUUACUGUUUGAACAUUAAAGAUCACAUGCAAAAUGUCACGUUGUGAAUCUUCAAAUCUGUUACAAUUGUGGGCAUUUUUCUUAUGGUCCCCACUCCACUAAUGGGUUUAAUACCUGGUUUCAAUUUUUCUUUUAAACAUAUUUUUGCCAGUGUGUUCUAUUAAAUGGCCUUUUUUUUCUCUGUGAAUUAAGCUUAGUUUACAACAUUUCGUACUGCUGUUUUUAUGUGUUGAAGAGCAGUAACUGCUAGGCCAGGAUGCUGUGUUGUGGUAUCUGCCACGGGAUACUGGUGUUCAAGGACCAGAAGGCUCCAGAGAGCUGUUUUAUCAGACAAAGCCAGAUGAAGACGAGCUCCAGAAUCACACCAUAACUGAAAAUCCCAUCUCAGCUGUGUUUGUUUCGCAAGGCUUGUUACAGUGUGUUACAAAUGAAGAAUGCAAGGUUUGCUUGCAAUUCAGCAAAGCAAAGCGGGUCGGCUUCCUCGAGAUGCCUGAGAUGACAAUAUGGGAUGCAAAGGCAAUUUGAAGGUUGCUUGAUAUACUCUUGACUGUGCAUCCUAGAGCCAGUGCAAGGUGUGAGGCCACCGAAAGCUGUCAGGUUUUUAAAGUCAAAUUAAGAGACUGUAAAGUAACUGGGGGAUUUUGGUUUGGUGCUAUGUGAAAAAAAAAACCCAACAGUUCCAAUUUUCACAGCCUGGUUAUUUUCAGACUCUCAAAGCUAAAAGGCACUUUUCACUGGGAACAAACUGCAAAGCACAUUAUUUUCGUGUCUGUAAUUAUGCAGCUUUGCCUGAGUUAUAAAACCGGUGUGCUCAAGAAGCGUGACAACUCAAAUGCAGAGAGUGAAAUCUGGAUGUGUCGGAACUGAGAACUGGACGUAUCAGAAUUUGGCCAAAUGGCUGAUCGCUGUGGGGCUUGCACAACUGCAGCUGUCCUGCCCGCAGAACCCUACCGAGGUGGUUUUGCUAGCGUUACCUGGGCCACAGGGUCGCUGGGUACGGCUCGGUGGUAAAAACCUGGCUCUGAUAUUCAAAAUACAUUCAAAUGACAGCUGGGCACACAUGCUAAGUUUUGACUUCUUUUGCUCUGAAAAACAGCAGUUUGAGGGAGACUGAGACAAUGUGGCGUCUCGCCUCAGCCGGGUCGGGCUGUUCAGCUGAGGGAAGAGACCUUGCCCAAAUGUUCCCUUUCUAUCUUCUCAAACCGACCCCUUUCAGUUUGUUAUUUCGUUGCUAAUUCUACUUUCACUUGCUAUUAAAAUAGGUUAAAAGAAAAAAAAAAAAAGAGAAAAUACUUGGAACUUAAAAUGAGAACAGCAAUAGCGCCGUUAUUUUCGUCAGCGUCUGACUUCUCAUUUUCGACAGAAGAAGUCGUUUUGGGUCACUAAUUGUUUUAUGGAAU
Messenger RNA from Chroicocephalus ridibundus (black-headed gull), 5023 nucleotides. It is a transcript of the gene RHOH, whose product is annotated as ras homolog family member H. NCBI's taxonomy places the organism in Eukaryota, Metazoa, Chordata, Aves, Charadriiformes, Laridae. Gene Ontology annotation, cellular component: cytoskeleton; cytoplasmic vesicle; cell projection. The transcript has 3 exons. The record is from RefSeq and is a predicted model, not a curated record. Bases 688 to 1263 code for a protein of 191 amino acids. Gene Ontology annotation, molecular function: GTP binding; GTPase activity; protein kinase binding. Gene Ontology annotation, biological process: regulation of actin cytoskeleton organization; engulfment of apoptotic cell; establishment or maintenance of cell polarity.